AUGUCGGACAAGCGUGUGAUGAUCGCCUGGCGAAGACGUCCCUUCAGUCUAUCAGUUCCGAGUAUCUUUUUGCUUUAUGUAUUUAAUCGCUCUUUCCUUUGUUUUAUUUUUUUUUAUUUUUUUUAUUUAAUCGAUUCUCUUUCCUUUGUUUUUCUUUUUUUUUUUAUUUUUUUCUUUCAAUUUAAUUUUUUCAUCUUCUUUUUUCCCUCUUUCUUUUCCUUUCUUUUCAUUCUUUUCUUUUUUUACGUCUUUUCUUUCUUUUUCUUUCUUUCUUUUACUUUCAUCUUCUUUCCUUUAUUUUUUGCUUAUUACUUUCAUCCUGCUUUCCUCCUCAUCUGUCUUUUCUUUUUAAAGCAAUUCGAUCUUUUUUUUCUUUCUUUUUUUCUUUCUUUCUCCGGAACUCUUUUCACUUUAGAUUGUUUCUUUCUUUUAAAGUUUCUCUUUCAUUUAUUUCAUUCUUUAAUCGCCAUUUUUUUAUUUUUUCAUUUUACUUUUAUUUUGAUUUUUAUUCGUUUCUUUCUUUCUUUCUUUCUUUUACUAAAUUUUAUCAUUUCAUUCUUUUGUUCUUUUCUUCUUAAAACUUUUUUUUUCAUUCUUAAAAUUUUUUAUUACUUUCUUUUUAGAUUUUUAAAUUCAUUGUUUCUUUUAACUCUCUUCUUUCUUUUUUUUUACCCCCUCCUUUGUUUUCUAUUCGUUUUAUUUCUUCGUAUCUAUCUAUCUAUCUAUCUAUCUAUCUAUCUAUCUCAUUCUUUUCAUAUCUAUCUAUCUAUCUAUCUAUCUAUCUAUCUAUCUAUCAUCAUUUUUGACAUAUCUCGCUAUUUGUUUUAUUUCUUCGUAUCUAUCUAUCUAUCUAUCUAUCUAUCUAUCUAUCUAUCUCAUUCUUUUCAUAUCUAUCUAUCUAUCUAUCUAUCUAUCUAUCUAAGUCUGUCUGUCUAUCUAUCUUAUUCUUUUUAUAUCUACCUCAAUCUUGUCAUGUCAUUAUCUAUCUAUCUAUCUAUCUAUCUAUCUAUCUAUCUAUCUAUCUCAGUCUUAUCAUAUCUAUGUCAUUCUUUUCAUAUCUAUCUAUCUAUCUAUCUAUCUAUCUAUCUAUCUAUCUAUCUAUCUAUCUAUCUAUCUAUCUGUUGUGGCCUUAAACAUUCUUUAUCUAUCUAUCUAUCUAUCUAUCUAUCUAUCUAUCUAUCUAUCUAUCUAUCUAUCUAUCUAUCUAUCUCAUUCUUGUUAUCUAUCUAUCUAUCUAUCCAUCUAUCUAUCUCCAUCUCAUCUAUCUAUCUUCCAUCUAUCCCAUUCUUGUCAUCUAUCAUCUAUCUAUCCAUCUAUCUAUCUAUCUAUCUAUCCAUCCAUUCUUCUAUCCCAUAUCUAUCUAUCUAUCUCUAUCUAUCUAUCUAUCUAUCUAUCUAUCUAUCUAUCUAUCUAUCUAUCUAUCAUCUCUAUCUAUUCAUUCUUUUCAUCUCCAAUCCAUCCAUCUUCUCAUAUCUAUCCAUCUAUCUCAUUCUCUAUCUGUCAUAUCUAUCUCUAUCUAUCUAUCUAUCUAUCUAUCUAUCUAUCUAUCUAUCUAUCAUCUCCAUUUUCAUAUCUAUCUAUCUAUCUAUCUAUCUAUCUUCUAUCUCAUUUCAUAUCUAUCCAUCUAUCUCAUUCUUCCAUCCAUUCUUGUCAUAUCUCCAUCCAUAUCUAUCUAUCUAUCUAUCUAUCUAUCUAUCUAUCUAUCUAUCUAUCAUCUAUCUAUCAUCUCUUAUCUAUCUAUCUCCUAUCUUAUCUAUAUCUAUCUCAUCUAUCUAUCUAUAUCUAUCUAUCUCAUUUUUCCAUAUCUAUCUAUCUAUCUAUCUAUCUAUCUAUCUAUCUAUCUAUCUAUCUCAUUCUUUCAUAUCUAUCCAUCUAUCUCAUUCUUGUCAUAUCUAUCUAUCUAUCUAUCUAUCUAUCUAUCUAUCUAUCUAUCUAUCUAUCUAUCUAUCCCAUUCUUUCAUCAUCCAUCUAUCAGGAUUCGUAUCUAUCUAUCUAUCUAUUGAUCUAUCCAUCUCAUUUUCUUCUUCUCACGCCAAACAGUUACACUACCCACAAUUACUUUUUUUUUUUAUCUAUCUAUCUAUCUAUCCAUGCCUUCCAGCUCCUUGCGAACUCCAUCUAAGGCUAUUCCAUAUCUAUCUAUCUAUCUAUCUAUCUAUCUAUCUAUCUAUCUAUCUAUCUAUCUAUCUAUCUCUGGCUAUUCCAUAUCUAUCUAUCUAUCUAUCUAUCUAUCUAUCUAUCUAUCUAUCUAUCUAUCUAUUUCUGGCUAUUCCAUAUCUAUCUAUCUAUCUAUCUAUCUAUCUAUCUAUCUAUCUAUCUAUCUAUCUCAUUCUUAUUUCCUUCGAGCAUGCUUCAGCCCGGCGGCAAGCCCCCGUUUCUUCUCUCUUCACUUCAUCCGUCGGAGUAAAUCGCGCCACCAGCGUGGGCGAUCCUUGA
Messenger RNA from Acanthosepion pharaonis, 2436 nucleotides. The record is from the annotation of a GenBank genome assembly. Lineage: Eukaryota; Metazoa; Mollusca; Cephalopoda; Sepiida; Sepiidae.